This is a messenger RNA of Macrosteles quadrilineatus (aster leafhopper), 1016 nucleotides long. Its product is annotated as SAGA-associated factor 11 homolog. Gene Ontology annotation, cellular component: DUBm complex; SAGA complex. The transcript is spliced from 2 exons. The coding region runs from base 307 to 945 and encodes 212 amino acids. The record is from RefSeq and is a predicted model, not a curated record. Gene Ontology annotation, biological process: regulation of transcription by RNA polymerase II; positive regulation of DNA-templated transcription. NCBI's taxonomy places the organism in Eukaryota, Metazoa, Arthropoda, Insecta, Hemiptera, Cicadellidae. Gene Ontology annotation, molecular function: transcription coactivator activity.
CAGAUUCAGUACUAGUGUCAUCGUCAUCGUCAACUCCGCUGUCAUUUCGAAGUUUUGAACUGAAAUCAGGGAAUUGAUUGUUGGAAAUAGAAAAUGAUGAGGUGAAGCAAGAUCUCGAAAUUAGAACUAGGCUGUAGCUGGACUGGAUGUGUUUGAGUUUUAAUUCAAUAACUUAAUAUAUUUUUUAAACAAAAUUGAGCCAGUCAAGUCAGUGUAUUGGUUAGCCUACCUCUCAAUUUUUAGGUUAGGGGUUCCAUUCUAUCGCUCAAGUUCUUGCAGCAAGUUGACAUCAAUAUACUAUAAGCAAUGGCAGCUAUUGACAGACAAGAGAACCCAUGUACUUCAAUUGAGGAGAUUAAACUUCGUAUGAAACAGUUUCUAUCGAUUCCAGGAAACUUGGAAGCAGCAGCAAAUCAUAUUUUUGAUGAGUUGGUAGAAGACAUAGUUUUGGGAAUUACAUUUGAAAUACAUCGUGAAACAAAAUUGGGUGGUGUACCUAAGAUGACUGAAGAGGACAUAAACAAAUUUAGAAUAGUCGAAAACAUUGAAACCGAUAUAUUUGGACAACCUUAUAUAAAAAAGGCGCAGGAGUGCUGUUGUCCCAGUUGUAACCGACAAUUAUCUGCGUCGAGGUUUGCUCCCCAUCUAGAGAAGUGUCUGGGGAUGGGCCGCAACAGUUCGAGAAUCGCCAGUCGUCGUAUCGCCAACAACUGUAAAGAAAACGCUUAUGGUGGAAUAAGUGAUGAUGACGAUGAUGAUUGGGCUGUGGGCCAAGAGAAAUCCAAGUUGAACAAAAAAGUGGAUGGGAAGAAAAAGAAGGACAAAAAUGGUGUUAGAAAAAAUAAAACGAACAAAGUUAUUAGUGAUAAAAAUCAAAUGGAUAAAACAACAGAUGAAUUUGGACAGAGUGUAAAGUAUGAUAAUGUUGAGAACAAAUCUGUUUAACAAUAAAUAUUUAUUUAACUACUGUAUUCAAAUAUCUACUUCAAAGUGGGAAUGUGAAAUUCAAACAAAGA